GUCUUCGUAACCAUGGAAACGCACCACAAACAAAUCUGUCACAUUUUCGAAAGAUGAAACAGUUUUUUAAUCCCGAAUUGCUCAUGAAAAAUCAAUAGGAAACCUAACAUGGAUGCUACAGAAGAUCUCUAUUGUGCAGAACAGAUCUCCAUCCCUCCAACAUUUCCCUAUCUUUUGAGACAGUAUGCGAAAGCUGCUAUCAGGACGCAACCUGUAGAUUUGCUAAAAUGGUCUACCACGUACUUCCGAUGUCUGGCGCUGAACUGCCCUCCGCCGGUAAAAACGCGUCUGGAGUACCCCAUUCCAGACGACUGGCACGGUCUGACUCCCGGAUGGGUCAAGUCGCUGUACCUCCAGAUCCAUCCGAGCUCCACGGUCGAGUUCAAAGUGCUGUGGGAUAGAUGGAUGGGUUCCUGUCAGCAGCACGAACAGCUCAUCCAGAUUCUAUGUCUGGGCGGCUUCAAGGACCCCAUGGCCGUACCGUGGCUGAAGUUCAUCGGACUCUGUGCUUCCAUGAUAUCCGCCUCUCUCACGCAAACCAUGAUAAUGGUGUGCGAAAUCCUGACCGAGGAACCGGACGGCGCGUCCGCAUCCAUAACCCUCGAGAAGUUCCUGACGGUCUACAAGUUCCUGGCGGCCAUAGACGCGUCCAAGGAUCAGUGGCUGAAGAACAAGUACUUUACCGAUUCUCUGCUCGGUCUGUGGAAGGAGAAGAAGGAGAAGUUCGAGGAGGCGAAGAAACUGGAGGAGUCAGAGGAGGAGGGGGAGAUCUGUUCGGAACCUGAGAUCUGCGAGACCGUCCAGCAGAAAGAGGAAGGGGGAGGAAUGGAGGUAACCAAGGAGGUGUCGUGUCCCAGCAUCAAGGAGGACGAUUACCAGAAGAUCGAGGAUUAUUUGGAGGCCCAAGAGAAGCUGGCUGGGGCUCAGGAGGAAGAGCACCGUGAAGGUGGAUCCGACGAUGAGGUCGAAGAUAAAAUAACAUCGCCCAAGGCUAGAACCAUGGGGGAGACCACCGACACCACAGAGCCGGAAACUGACGGGUACGGUGACAGCACUCAGGACACAGAUGAGAUGGCGGAAAAGGAUAGGAUACGACAGGAAACUCUCAAAACGGCGGAAAGGCAAGCUUUGGCAGACAUGGACGAACGCCACAAGGCUCAAUACGAAAAGGACAAACUACAAGGCAAAGACGUCCAGCUGGUCAAGAAGGCCCCGGAGCCCCAAGAGCCCGACUUCGAGGAGAAGGGGUUGCUUGAAGAUCUGGCCAAACUUAAGGCUCUCCAAGAAGAGAUGAGAGGCGAAGACGACCACGAACUGGAGGAAUACAAACGGGAAUUGAUGAAACAGCUGGAAAAAACCCCGUCCGAAUUGGAGGCCAUGUCGCAUUUCGCUAGCAAGCUGAAGGACCAAGAGGAGAAGGUCCUCUUGGUCAUACAGACCGAGGAUACCGUGACCAAGUCCGAAUCCGGGGCCGAAACCGUGGAAGAAGAAGAUGAUUCGAAAUUCGAGGAUGUUCUGGUGACUGCGAAACCAGGGAUAGGACCAAAGGUUCCCGAUGAUCUGGUUAAGGAAAUCGAGAGGUAUAUGAAGGAGAUGGCGAAGGUUCAACACGGGAUGGUUAUGCCGAGAAACAUAAGGCAUUACGAUUGUCCCCCUUUGGAAGAGAUUGAGGAAUUAGAGAAAGAAAUUAGGUUCUUGGAUAUCGAUAAAAAAUGAAAUUAUAUUGAAUUUUUAAAUAUCUAUAUAUUUCUUUGUAUUGUAAUAAACUUUUGUUGAAGAA
Molecule: messenger RNA, 1780 nt
Organism: Coccinella septempunctata (seven-spotted ladybird)
Lineage: Eukaryota; Metazoa; Arthropoda; Insecta; Coleoptera; Coccinellidae
Exons: 8
Coding region: 109-1716 (535 amino acids)
Source: RefSeq, a predicted model, not a curated record